UGGUGGACUUGGCGACUGCAGCGUGCUCAAAACUCCGUCCCAAACACUUUGGAAAAUACUUACUGUCGCAACCCGGUUUUAGAUAUAAAUUACCUGGGGACAACCAUAGAUAAUACAUUGUGAAAAACCUUGAGGAAAGUGACUUUUUCGUCACCGGACAACUGUUUAUUCCAAGACUGAAGAAAGCGGGGAGUUUCGGAGCGUGGUGGUGGUGGUUGGUGCUCGUAAAGGACGCUAGCGAACGGUAGCCAAAGUGUCAACAAAAGUGUGAAGACGGUGCAAUUGUGGGAGCUUUUUCCCCUGCUGUCGACAUAAACCACGGAGUCCAUCCAGCCCUCUGCUGCCGCCGCCUUCAUACCAACUGUCAAAUCUGUGAGGAGCAGACUUGACAGUUGGACUGAAAGCAGGCUAACUUUAGCUAGCUAACCUCAGCUAGCUUUGUUGUGAACUGUGGAUCAAAGCGCUACUCAGAAUGCCACGGAGUAAGAAGGGGAAACGUGGCUCCAGCAAGCCGGGCUCUCUUCGUCAAGAGGUUCUUCAGCUGCAGCUGUCGGCUAAAGCCUCGCUGAAAGGUAUUAAAAAUGGGGUGAAGGGAGAGUCGGGUGCCAGUGAUGAUGAGCUGACGUCUGAUGUCCUCAGCCACUACAGCAGUGCCAGCGAAAGCACCUCAGUGCUGGAAGAGGGCACAGGAGGGGAGCAGGUGGAUGAGCAGACUGCCCAGGAGGAAACAGAAGACAAACUCAAGCAGUGUAUAGACAACCUGAUGGAUAAGAGCACAAAGACGCGUCUAGCAGGUCUCGAGUCAUUGCGACAGGCCUUCUCUGCCAGGCUGCUGUACGACUUCCUGACAGAAAGACGCCUCACCGUCAGCGACUGUCUGGAAAGGAGCCUUAAGAAAGGCAGCGGGGAGGAGCAGUCAGCAGCAGCCACAGUCUUUGCCCUGCUCUGUAUCCAGCUGGGGGGUGGAGAUGAGGCAGAGGAGGGCUUCAAGAUGCUUCGUCCUAUCCUCACCUCCAUCCUGAUUGACAGCAGUGCCAGCAUAGCAGCCCGCCAGAGUUGUGCCAGAGCUUUGGGGAUGUGCUGUUACGUCUCUGCUGCUGAAGACGGGGAGGACUUGAUCAAGUCGUUGACCCUUCUGGAGAGUGUGUUCAUGUCUUCCUACCCCAACAGAGAGGGAACACUGCCCACACCCAAACCCGGCAGUCCAGGCCUCCACUGCGCGGCCCUGCAGGCCUGGUCACUACUAGUCACCCUCUGUCCUGCGUCAAGACUGACUGUGCUGCUUAACCAUCACCUCCCCAAACUGCAGGCGUGUCUGCAGAGCAGUGACGUCAACUACAGGAUAGCAGUGGGAGAGACCAUCGCUCUGCUGGUGGAGCUGGGACGAGAUAUAGAAGAGGAGUUCGAGGUGGAGGACAGUGAAAGUCUGUGUCACUCUCUGAAGAGUUUAGCCACUGACGGCAACAAGCACCGAGCCAAGAACGACAGGCGGAAACAGCGCUCCAUCUUCAGAGAGGUGCUACAUUACAUCGAGAACGAGGACUUCACAGAGGAGAAGAUCAGGUUUGGCGUGGAGAGUGUUUACAUCGACAGCUGGAUGAGAAGAAGAAUCUAUGAUGCCUUCAAAGAGAUCAUGGAAUCCGGAGUCAGACACCACCUACAGUUCAACCCACUACUGAGAGACAUCUUUGGCCUUGGCCCGCCCCUCAUCCUGGACGCUACUGUCAAAGGCAACAAGAUCUCUCGAUUUGAGAAGCAUCUUUUCAACUCAGCUGCUUUCAAGGCGAGGACAAAACAGAGGAGCAAAGUCAGGGACAAACGGGCCGACGUCAUGUGAGAGAAGGACGAGGAUGGGAUGAAUGGAUGACUAAACGAGGAACUCCUUGGGCUGUACUGAGAUGGGUACAGAAUGAUGCCUUCAGCUGCAAAGACUCAACAAACUCUAAACAGGGCUUUUUCACUUGUGCUCUUCACCUGCAAAUUAAUUCUCAAGAUGGCCAACAUUUAUUAGCAACUCCCACAGGCAAAGGCAGUCUCGCUGAGGAACAGUGUUACUGCUCCUCUGAGCAGCCAUGUGCUAAAGUGAUGCUAAACCUCUUUUAUGUGGGAUUGAAUCGGCUUCAUUACACAGGAGAUUUUCUGUGCUCACGAGAUGUGAUCUUCAGAUAUGAAAAAGGUGUUUUAGUCAUUUUAUCAAUACAAAUACAGAGAAAGUAAAGUAUGAAGUGUCAUUGUGAGAGUCAAACAUUUUUAAAGCUUUAUGGUACAUUUGAGAAUGUGUGGAAGCCUUCCAUGUUACACUCACUGAAACCCUCUUUGGUGCUCUUGGGUAUUGUUUUUGAUACUCAUCUUGAUGUGCUGCCCAGCGGCUUGACAGUCAAGUCUUUUAAAUCCAGUUUCCACAUAAAGCCACUUUUCCAUAACAAGUCCAGGUUAAUCUCUGAAACUAGAUAUUUGAUCAUCCACUUCUAAAACAAAAAGCAAAAUAAAUGAAGAGCAUCAGAUAUAACCUGGAAAAACUCUCCUCUACUCUGGGCUGAUGAUUCCUCCUUCUCCCCCUCUAUCCUCCUGUUUCUACACCUCGAGUGGCUGCUCCAGCUGCUAAGCCAGAAACCGACUAUACAAACAAUGCAACCUACAAGAAAAUGUGUGUGGUGUUUUGCUUAAGUGUGUUUUAUUUAAAUUAUAUUUAACAUGAAAUAAAACACAACCAUAUAAACAAGAACAUGCCUAAUUAAAAUAUGAAAUUGAAGAGUUAAUAUUGUCAUGUUUGUAUUGAUUUUUUUUGAGAGGAAAAAUACAUUUUAACCAUUUUGGGUGGAAAGUUGUAUUUUACUUUCUAAUUUAUUAAAAUAGCAGUACUGUGUGAUUUUUAAGAAAUUAAAGAAUGCUAAGAAUUGUUUACAGACACAAUUAUGGGAUGACGAGGAAUUUCUAUUUUUUUUCCCAUGUAUGUUUUUAAUGCGGGUUGGCGGGUCAUACAGUCUAUCUAUAUGUAUGUAUUGCAGAUAGAAUGUAUAGAGGGAUUUAUGGUAAGGUGUGCACUUGAAUCAUGAGAUGCAUUUGAAUGACUUCCCCUCUGAUGAACUGUAAAUACGUACAGGCCACUAACCUGAGCUGCUGAUCAGAAGAGUUGGCCUUUGUAACGGUCAUCAGGUUAACAUGUAAAAUUCAGUGCUCCUGACUGUGGCCGCAGCAUUUUCAGUGUGUCUGAUUGUAUUGAAUUUUCAAAGCACACUUAACAGCUGCCUGGAUAUUUCAGUACUUUGGUGAAAACUUUUCAUCAGCUUUCACGGUUUCCUGUGGCCUCCCAUAUUACAGCCUCACCAUACUGUCUUAUUAUUGGUUCUGGUGUUUCAGAACGUGGACAGAAGAUGCAUCACAUGAAAUAAACAUUA
This is a messenger RNA of Chelmon rostratus (copperband butterflyfish), 3398 nucleotides long. RefSeq names its product interferon-related developmental regulator 2 (gene ifrd2). The record is from RefSeq and is a predicted model, not a curated record. The transcript has 13 exons. The coding region runs from base 473 to 1837 and encodes 454 amino acids. NCBI's taxonomy places the organism in Eukaryota, Metazoa, Chordata, Actinopteri, Chaetodontiformes, Chaetodontidae.